Drosophila grimshawi is the source of this 626-nucleotide messenger RNA. Its product is annotated as immunoglobulin domain-containing protein oig-4. Bases 66 to 560 code for a protein of 164 amino acids. The record is from RefSeq and is a predicted model, not a curated record. Lineage: Eukaryota; Metazoa; Arthropoda; Insecta; Diptera; Drosophilidae. The transcript is spliced from 2 exons.
CAGACGAGAUUCGCACAGCAACGUGGGCCGCUGUUUGUUGUGUGUGUUGUGUUCAACAAAAUAGGAUGCAAGUGAAAUGCCUGCUAAUCUGCAUGGGCCUGAGCCUGGGCCUGCUGCUCCUAAUCGCACCAGUGGGCGAGGCGCGUCGCGGCCGUGGACGUGGACGCACCAAGUCGCGAGUACAGAUUGGUUUGCCCAUAACGGGCAAGUAUCGUGAUCCCGAAUCGGAUCAAUACUAUAACAAUAAUAAUGGUGCCAAAAUCUUGCAGGCCUCGCACUUUGAUCUCGAGUACGUGCUGGGCCAUAAGAUAGCGUUUCUGUGCGUCGCCAAGGGUAAUCCCCGUCCGCACAUCACCUGGUACAAGGAUGGCGCCGAAAUCUAUCAGCAUCUUUAUAUGCAUGUGCACGAAUGGCGCAUUGGCGAUGAUCGCGUCAAGUCCAAGAUCGAAAUCGAUCCGGCGACACAAAUGGACGCCGGCCUCUACGAGUGCACCGCAGACAAUAUGUAUUCGAUUGAUAGGCGCAGUUUCAAGACAGAUUUCUCCAUUGCCUUCGAUUAAGCGACGAUCUACUCUCAUGUGCCCAUUUCCAUAAGUUUAAGCAAUAAAUUUGUUUGUAGCCCCGUA